CUGUAUAUUCAUUUUUACAUAUUCACUUAAUUACUUCUUUAAAAAAAUAAUAGUGAAAGCAUUUUUUAAAAAAAAUUUGCAUACUUGUAAAUAUUAGCUUUUCGAGUUUAGGUUAAGUAUUUUUUUUCUCCCCUUUCUCGUACAUGGUAUGCCCCCUACCCGUUCAAACCUCGAAGCGGGAGGCUGUUGUGUUGCCGGGUUGUUUAUGAUUUUCGAUAAAAGAAAAAGAAAAAGCAUCACAGUUUUGUUCCACAGGAUGGACAUGACAACGUGUCUGAAGUCUCUGCUGCUGGCCAUCCAGCAGUACAGAGACAGCAGGACAGCGCAAAACGCAGCGCAGCUACAGAAACAUGUGGAGGAGGUUUCAGGCCUGAGAUGUGACCAGCUGCUGUCGUCAGGCCAGGUUCUUCCCACUGAGUGUGUGAGUGGUCUGGUGGAGCUGAUUGGAAACCCAAACACCAACCCUGCCCUGACGAGUUCCAUCAUAUCCCUGCUAACACAGCUAGCAUCUGACAAUCAGAGUCGGGAGAUUCUUCACAGCAGCUACAACCUCACCAGCACCCUGGCAGCUGUUAUCCACUGCUACAGUAGCACACCAGGAGAGCCUCUGGUGCUGCAGUCCCUACAGGUGCUACAGAAACUGACAUACAACACUCGCAUCUUCCAGUUGACAAACUACAUCCAUGAGCUCAUAGCUUUUCUCAUGACCAACAUCCAGUCUCAAAAUGAUGAUGUUGUCAUGCCAUGCCUGGGCCUCAUGGCUAAUCUUUGUCAUGAUAAUCACUCAGUGCAGAGCUACAUCAAGUCUCUGGACAAUGUGAAGCCAUUCUACCGCACACUGAUCAACUUCCUGGCUCACAACAGUCUGACUGUAGUUGUCUUUACGCUGUCCAUCCUGGCCAGCCUCACUCUGAAUGAGAAAGUUGGUGAGAAGCUUUUUGAUGCAAAGAACAUCCACCAGACUUUCCAGCUGGUGUUCAACAUCAUCGUGAACGGUGACGGUACUCUGACAAGAAAAUACUCAGUGGACCUUUUGGUCGAUCUGUUGAAGAACUCUAAAAUAGCAGACUACCUAACUAGGUAUGAGCACUUCUCAGCAUGCGUGUCUCAAGUUUUAGGACUGCUGCAUUCAAAAGACCCAGACUCUGCGGCAAAGGUGUUGGAGCUUCUCCUGGCCAUGUGCAGUGUGUCAGGUCUGCGCUCGCUGCUGUGCGAGGUGGUUUUCAAACCGCUGGGUCCCAAACUCAGACCUGGAGGCAGAAAGCAGGUUGCGGGACUGGAUGGUGGACGCAAGGCAGAGUGUGGGCUGGCUCUGUUGCAGUGGCUGAGCUCGCCUGUGGAGGGCGCAGAAUCCUGUUCUCUGCACGCCAUGCAGCUGUUGAAUGAGCUGCUGAAGGAGGCGCUGGGAGCAGAGAUUGUUCCCGAUUGCAUGCUAAGCUUUGUGGAAAUGUUGCUUCCGACUCUGCUAGGGCUACUGAAAGGCCUUGAUCCUGCCCAGGGAGACGUUCACCUGAGAAAACACUGCCAACGCAUCACACACGUCACCAGUCUGCUGCUGAUCCUGUGUACGAAGGAUUCCACAAGAUCUUUGGUGUCUCAACAGGUUAGCGCCCAACUCUGCCUCUCCCAGGUUGAAUCCCUCCUCUCCUGCUGCUAUAGCAACAGCCCCCUCACCUGCAUGCCUCCUGGCUCUGACAACGACCUCAGCCAGGUGCACGUAGAAGCUCUGCUCAAGACUCUGGAGUUGAUGAACAAACUGAGGCAACAGGUGAAAAACAUGGAGACGAGCUUCUACAGGAUGUUACAGGACCAGAGGAUCGGGACUCCCCUCUCCCUGGCUCUGACAUCCCACCACAGAGAGCAUGUGCACACUGGACUCUCUCUGUUGUUUGAAGCCACGCCUCUCCCUGACUUCCCCGUGCUGGUUCUGGGAGAAAGCAUCGCUGCUAACAACUCCUAUCGCCAGAGGGAGGCAGAGCUGUCUGUCAAACGUGUUGCUGUGCAGGAAGUUGCGCCUCCAAGGAUGAGCACCAGUGUACUGGACUCUUCCACUGGUUCCUCCAAGAGCAUCCACAAUCUGGUUGGGAAGAUGCAGACUGGCUUAGAGCUGCAGGAUCAGGUCAAGAACUCACACGUGUCUGAGAUCAUUGAUGUUUAUGAACAGAAGCUGUCCGCAUUUGCUUCUAAGGAGAGCCGUCUGGAAGACUUGUUGGAGGCAAAAGCCCUGGCUCUUUCUCAAGCUGACCGUCUCAUUGCUCAGUACCGUUUACAGCGAGCUCAGGCUGAGGCCGAGACUUGUAAACUGGGAUCUCUGCUAAAGGAUGCUGAACGUCGGCGGGAGGAUCUGCAGGGUGAGCUGAGCAGCCAGGUGCUGGAGGUGGCGCGUUGUAAGGCUGACAUGGAGGAGCUGCUGCAGCACAAUGACAAGCUGCAGCAGGACUCUGAGGAACACCAGGCCCUUAAAGGAGCCUACAACACCUUGCUCAAUAGGUUUAAUGAGACUGAGCGGCUGCUGAAGGAGCUGCAGACGGCCCACAUCUCUCUCACCAAACAGAACGACGUUCUGAGGAAGAACCAUGAAGCACUCCAACUGCAACAAGACAAGAUGGUGUCUGUGAUGGAGGAGAGAGAAGAGGAAAUCAGAUCUCUGCAAUCAGAUCUACAAAAGAGAAACAGCGAUAUCUCAGGUCUGCGGGCUGAACUGCGGACUGAGAAAGAGAAGGUGAAAGAAAAGGACCAAGAGAGGAGAGACCUGGAAGAGACAGUGGAUGUUUUGAGGAAGGAGCUAAACAAAACGGAACAGGCCAGGAAGGACGCCAGCAUCAAGGCAUCAUCUCUGGAGCUGCAGAAGAGCCAACUGGAGGCAAAAAUGAAGCAAAAAGAGGAUGAGCUGAACAAACACUCUGCGAUGAUUGCCAUGAUCCACAGCCUCAGCAGUGGCAGGGCAAAAAACGACGUCAACCUGUCACUCUGAGCACUGCACAGCGUUCAAGAUGGGUGACAAAGGAACAACUAGUUUUGAAAACAAAAACAAACUCUACUUAUUAAAGUUUAAGGACUGUCAGAUACAUUUUUAACAUUUGAUCUGCUUUUAGUUUUUAAUGCGUCAUAAAACACAUUUAAUGAAUUAUAUUAAACCAAAACCUUUGUUUGUCUUCUUUGUCCUUGUUUGUAUCAAUAUCUGUGUUUCGUAAAUAAAUUAUGUAUUGAUCUGUGUAA
Messenger RNA from Mugil cephalus (flathead mullet), 3219 nucleotides. RefSeq names its product cellular inhibitor of PP2A (gene cip2a). The record is from RefSeq and is a predicted model, not a curated record. Bases 149 to 2974 code for a protein of 941 amino acids. The transcript has 22 exons. NCBI's taxonomy places the organism in Eukaryota, Metazoa, Chordata, Actinopteri, Mugiliformes, Mugilidae. Gene Ontology annotation, molecular function: protein binding.